AGGGACGCCCAUGCAGCCUGCCCGUUCGCGGGAUUCGAACCUCGGUCCGAACUACCAGUGUUCAGCGGCUUUUACCGUAACAACAAGUCAAGAGGUUAACCAGAAAUUUCGAAAUAUUUUGUUAAGUUUCCCAAAAAGGUAUUCGAAGACUGGGACACGUUAUUGAUGGAACCAAGCUCUUCAAUGAUUUCUUUGAGCUAAUAGUAGCAAAUAAACCUAGAACACACAGCACAAGAAAAUUGGAGAUUGUUAUAGGUAAUAAUAGGGAAUAUAAAGAAGUAUAACAAGAGAAUGGAAUACAGGGCUGCAUCCAAAGAAGCAGAAUGUCUUCUAUUAUUGCUAAUUACAAGUCAAACAUUCGAAAUUCUUUCGGAGCCGUGUUCAUGUUAAUAAACGUAUUAUCCAGUCAUUUCUCACAUUCCAUUAAGGGCUGUUACAUUCCUUUUUCGACAUUGUCUUCUGAAAGCACACUGCAGAUUAUCUUUUUCCAACAUACGGCAUUUAUAUUUUGGAGAACUCCGUUUAAAAUGCCAGUGCCAAGUAUUCUAUAUGAUUGAUUUACUUUCAUAUUACAUUAUAACAGACUGACUGACAUGGCGGAGCAUUCAGAACUCGUCGCUGAAAUGGCAGUAGUGGAGAAAAUGAGUACGCAAGAACGUCUUAAGCAUGCGAGAAAACGAAGACUACAGCAGCUAAAGCGGUGGAGCCAGCGUGAGAAAGAGUACCAACAGACAAAGAGAAAGAAAAGCGGUAACGCAAUCAUGGACACUAUUCCCAGAACAGCUAAGAACAGCAAGACUUAUAAGGUCCAUUUUGUUCCAAGCGUCAUGCUUCUGGAAGCAGCAGCACGGAAUGAUGUUGAAGAAGUGCGGCGAUUACUAUUGCUUGGAGUAAGUCCCGAUUCUACAAAUGAAGACGGUUUAACUGCACUUCAUCAAUGCUGUAUAGAUGACAGUGAAGCCAUGAUGAAAUUGCUACUGGAAUUUGGUGCUAAUGUGAAUGCUAAGGAUAGUGAACAGUGGACUCCUCUUCAUGCAGCUGCAACCUGUGGUCAUUUGCACUUGGUUCGAUAUCUCAUAUCAAAAGGAGCGGACUUGCUGGCUGUGAAUGCUGAUGGCAAUAUGCCCUACGAUAUAUGUGAAGAUGAGGCCACUUUGGACUAUAUUGAGUCCGAGAUGGCUAAAAAAGGAAUUACUCAAGAAAUGAUUGAUGAAACGAGGGCCAUAUCUGAAAAACAAAUGCUUUCCGAUUUAAAGAUCCUGCUAGAAGAAGGUGGAGACAUAGAGUACAGAGAUCAUCAAGGUGCAGCACCACUUCACAUAGCAGCUGCAAAUGGUUAUGUAAGUGUUGUAGAAUUCAUCCUGGAUAACCAUGGUUCAACAAAUGUAUGUGACAAUGAUAUGUGGCAACCCAUCCAUGCUGCAGCCUGCUGGGGACAUCCAGAUGUGAUAGAGAUGCUUGUACUUGCUGGAGCAGAUUUAUCUGCGAAAACCAAAAAUGGAGAAACACCUUUCGAUAUAUGCGAAGAUCAAGAUUUGAAGGAUCGUAUAAUGCAACUGAAGAACGAAAUAGAGACAAAGAGGGCAUCUCAACCUCAAAAACUAAGAAGAUCUCAGAGCCAAAACACAAGAAGUCAAUCUGUACGAAGAACGAGCAUCAGAGAUAAAUCUCUCAUAUCUCGAAGGGAAGCACGAGAAGAAGCUAGGAUGAGGCAUGAACAGCAAGUGCAGAGUAGCACGGAUGAUGAUGAUGAAAUCAAAGUUCAGCAUGAUAUGAGAACAUCAGAAAAAGAAAUGUUACCAACAAACCAAGACUAUAAAGAUGACGAUAAUGCAAUGCAUUUAGUAACAAAUAAAGAUACACUGCAAAGAGUGAAAGCUAAGAAUAUGAAGGACACAAUAGAUAUAAAAGAAGGUAACCAGUUCAUUCCUCUUGACCAAAAUGAAGAUGAUGUCCACAUGCAUACACAAUAUUUAAAUGCUAUUAAUGAUAGUAUGACAGAAGAGUUUAAUAAACAAGCUGAUGAUGCUUCAUCGUGUGAACUCAAUGAAACAAUGGUAAGCACACCUGUAAUACAACACGGUCAGUCUGAAUCUGUCAAAGUUGAAAUCCAUGUCACAGUAAAUACAAGUCCCACAUAUCCGCCAAAUCACGGAACUCUGGCUGAUCUUAAAAAACACAGAUCAGACAUGCGGAGUAGAAGCAGCCUGAUGUUAACAUCAUCGCAGCAAGAUAUCUCAGAAAAAGCAGCUCGGAAUGGCCAUACUUUUAGUGCCACUUACUUGUAUGAUAGACCACCGUCACCAACAAUAUCUUUGAGACGUUUCUGCAGUGAUCCUUCUGAAAUUGUUGGAGGAGAGCCUCACAAGCAAGGUUGCUGUAUUGUGAUGUAAUUUAUUUAAACUAUUGCUGUAAAUAUGUUACCUUUUUUUUAGCCAUGAAAAUUUAUAUAUAAAGUGUAUUUUCAUUUAGAUUAAAGCAGUAGAGCAAGUAAUGUGCAUUUCAUGUAAGAAGAAAAA
Messenger RNA from Stegodyphus dumicola, 2519 nucleotides. Its product is annotated as protein phosphatase 1 regulatory subunit 16A-like. Gene Ontology annotation, cellular component: cytoplasm. Gene Ontology annotation, molecular function: protein binding; enzyme inhibitor activity; myosin phosphatase regulator activity. NCBI's taxonomy places the organism in Eukaryota, Metazoa, Arthropoda, Arachnida, Araneae, Eresidae. The record is from RefSeq and is a predicted model, not a curated record.